Molecule: messenger RNA, 1533 nt
Organism: Penicillium roqueforti
Lineage: Eukaryota; Fungi; Ascomycota; Eurotiomycetes; Eurotiales; Aspergillaceae
Product: WD40 repeat domain-containing protein
Exons: 3
Coding region: 1-1533 (510 amino acids)
Cellular component (GO): Set1C/COMPASS complex
Molecular function (GO): histone binding
Source: RefSeq, a predicted model, not a curated record
AUGGAUCAUCCAAACCCCCAGCCUCGGCGCCGAGACCCUCGCGCCCAAUCUCCCGCUGAGUCCUCCUCCGAUGAACUCGCCGCCGGCUCGGAGCAUGACGAAGCUGAACGCCGACGAGCCAGCUGGACCCUGCAAAAGGCGUUCACCCCACAGCGCCCGAAGAAAACUAGCCGCCUCUACAGCGAGUCUGAGAGCCCUGACGAGUUAGCUGUGGACGCAGACGAAUACUGGCGUUCCUCGCGCAUGCGCAACCACCACCGGAGCCCCUCUCCCAUCCGUGACGACAAUUCACAGGGCGGUUCGGAUGAUCUCGCGGAAGAUGAUGUGGCUGGUUCAGACGAGAAUCAGGCUGGUGAUGCCGAUGACUGGUCCGAUCGUUCUGCGACGCCUGUUGCUCCGGUGCCUCCCAAGCCUGAGCAUCUGAACUACAAGGAGAAGUUUGUGAUGCGCGGUCACCUACGUGGAGUUUCGGCUGUGCAAUUCUCACCUGAUUGCUCUAUGAUUGCUAGUGCGGGUGCCGAUGCAGCUGUUAGGGUCUGGGAUACUGCGAGUGGCAGACUCAUUCAUGUCUUUGAGGGACAUCUAGCUGGUAUCUCCACCCUUGCCUGGGCCCCUGACGGCGUCUGGAUCGCAACUGGUUCCGAUGACAAAACAAUUCGUUUCUGGAACGUGAACACUCUCAAAGCCCAUACCAAGGUCUUUGAUGGCCAUCAAAACUACGUCUAUCAAAUGGCAUUCGCACCGAAGGGUAACAUCCUCGUCAGCGGUUCCUAUGACGAGGCCGUGUUUAUGUGGGACGUUCGCCGAGCACAAGUCAUGCGCUCUCUUCCAGCCCACUCUGACCCUGUUUCCGGUAUUGAUGUUGUGCAUGAUGGAAGCCUAAUCGCCUCAUGCGCUCUGGAUGGACUUAUUCGUAUCUGGGACACCCACAGCGGUCAGUGUCUCCGCACCCUAGUCAUGGAAGACAACCCGCCUGCGACAUGCGUCAAGUUCUCCCCUAACGGCAAAUAUGUCUUGGCCUGGACCCUGGACGGCUGCAUUCGGAUGUGGAAUUAUGUCCAGAGCCGCGUCCUCAAGACUUUCCAAGGCCAUGUCAACAACAAAUACAGCUUGUCGGGAUGCUUCGGUACUUAUGGGGCUGAAAACGUGCUCUACAACCAGCCCCUGUGCUUCGCCGUCAGCGGUAGCGAGGAUGGCUCUAUCCUCUUCUGGGAUAUUGUGAGCAAGGAAAUUCUGCAGCGCCUCGAUGGUCACUCGGGCUCUGUGCUUUGUGUUCACACGGGUACACUGAAGGGCAAGCGUAUGGUUGUGAGCUGCGGAAUAGACAAGACUGUUCGUCUGUGGGAAGAGGUAGAUGAAAAUGACCCUGGAUCUGACGAUGAUGCGUUCAGCGAUUCUGCCACUCCUACCCCUGAGUCACACUCGAAAAAGAGCUCCCCUGCGCAUGAUGCAGAUGGAGAUGAUGCCAUGACUGAUGCAUCCGCUGUGCCUUCCACUGCCGCCACCCCGGCCGAAGAUGUGACGAUGACAUGA